AUGUCUUCUGAUAUACUCAUCCUCUUCGUGGCUGCACUGGCCACAGUUUUCUUCUACAGUCGUCGACACAGUAGAUUACCACUACCCCCUGGGCCAUCUCCAAAGUUCUUUUCCGGAAAUGUUCAUCAACUGCCAAAGAAAGAGCCUUGGCUGAUGUAUGCCACGUGGGCUGAAAGCUAUGGGCCCAUAUUCUCCUUCCGCGUGCCUAACCGGCAGUUCAUAGUCCUCAGCUCCCUACAAACGGCUACUGAAUUGCUCGAUUCACGUGCCACUACAUAUUCUGAUCGUCCAAAAAUAUGGAUGUACACAGAACUUGCGAAGCGCAACCUGAACCCGUUCAACAUAUCUUUCACUCACCCGUAUUUCAAGACGUAUCGCACGGCCCUCAAAGCCAGUCUGAGUCCCCGCACUAUACAAAGCUACCAGUCGCUGCAAACCGAACAAUCUCGUGUCCUGCUUGAUGGUCUGCACAAGAGCCCUGAACAUUUCGCCGAUCAGAUCAAAAGGAAUUCAGCGGCCGUUGUCCUUUAUCUCGCAUAUGGUUGGAAGGUCACCGAGAAUGAUGAUUAUUUCAUCGGUAUCCUGAAAGAAGGCUUCGCAAUCAGUGCCAUACUAUCCCAGCCUGGACGUUGGUUGGUCGAAGCAAUACCAUCAUUGCGUUUCCUACCUUCAUGGUUUCCAGGGGCAGGUUUUAAGCGUGUAGCAUUUGACCUCGGGCAAAAGUUAAGUAGGAUCGACACAAUACCAUUUAAGUGGUCCAAACAGCAAAUACACAGCGGCAGCUACACGCAUUCCUUCGUUUCAGAACAGCUCCUUCCAGAGGAUGGGUCCACGGUCAGCGCCCAACACGAAGAGAUCACUAAGUGGUGCAGUCUGGGGAUCUAUGCAGGGGGAGUAGACACCACAUCAUCAUCCUUGACGUCUUUUGUCCUGGCAAUGGCGCUUUAUCCCGAGGUGCAGAAGCAUGCUCAGGCAGAGAUCGAUGCCAUCGUAGGUCAGGACCAAUUUCCCACGUUCAAGGACAGAGACAAGCUUCCGUACAUCGGGGCGCUCAUCCAAGAGCUCCUCCGCUGGGCACCCGUGGUUCCGCAAGGGCUCCCGCACCACGCAAUGAGGGAAGACGUCUACAAAGGGUACCGCAUUCCCAAGGGUGCAACUAUCAUCGCGAACAUUCUUGCCAUGUCACGGGAUAAAGAAAUGUAUCCCGACCCAUUGGAGUUCAGGCCUGAGCGUUUCCUUGGUCCCUCGCCACAAUUGGACCCACGCAAGUUCAUCUUUGGGUUUGGGCGCCGUGCAUGCCCUGGGCUGCAUUUUGCUCAAGCCUCCUUGUACCUCAAUAUCGCUUGCAUCCUUGCUGUGUUCACGAUCGCCAAACCGCUUGAUGAGAAAGGUGAAGAGAUCACACCUCCUGUAGAGUUCGACGAUGCUGGUGUACUCUGGUAA
This is a messenger RNA of Suillus subalutaceus, 1443 nucleotides long. Its product is annotated as cytochrome P450. The transcript is spliced from 8 exons. Gene Ontology annotation, molecular function: heme binding; monooxygenase activity; oxidoreductase activity, acting on paired donors, with incorporation or reduction of molecular oxygen. The record is from RefSeq and is a predicted model, not a curated record. Lineage: Eukaryota; Fungi; Basidiomycota; Agaricomycetes; Boletales; Suillaceae. The coding region runs from base 1 to 1443 and encodes 480 amino acids.